GCAGUCCAAACUCAACUUUUCUUUUGCACAGUGCACAGAGGAGAAAAAGGAAACUUCACGCCGGAGGGAGAAUGAGCUCCGGAGCCCGAAGAAAAGCGUGAAACAGAGGAACAGAAUCUGCUGCUGAGCUAUAGAAGGCACCUGGAACACGAGAUUCACGGAAGCAAGAAGAGGACCCGUGGCAGGACGGGAAGAUUCUGUUUCUACAAGGUGUGAACGGAGCUGGGGUUUCGAGGUGGAAAAAGGGAAACACUCUGGAUAGAAGGGGGGGAAGUUUUCUGGACUACGAAAAAAGGAGGAGGGUUGAAAAACGGAGAAGAGACUGACAGAGGGAGGUGAGUAUGUUAGAGGGUUCUUAUCGGAUUUUCGAGGAGUGAAUUUCUCGGGAAAACAGAAAAAAAAGAGGGAGAAAAGGGGUGUCUUUCUGGUUUCUUUUGGAGUACGGUAAGGUAAAAAAGAGGGGAAGAAAGUUUCAGGGGCUCUUGGUUUUCGGGAAAAAGAGAAGAAGAGUUCUCGGGACUGUUUCAAGUGAAAACCAAAGAGAUUUUUUACUAGAAUUAAGAAAGCUAAGAAAGGGAAGUGAGAACUGGAAGAGAAAAGGGACGAGAUGUGAGCCCAGAGAAGAGAGAGAAAGCUAAGGAGGAGGUGGAAAGACCGAGUGAGGCUAGAGGGUAGAAAGCGUGAGCAGAAGGAGACCGGUUUUGGUUUUCUGGAUUUGCUGAAAGGAGAUUCAUUACUGCAAGGACUUGUCUGUGGCUUUGCCCCAGAUUCUCCAGAAUGAGGCAUGGUAAAGAUGAAGCAUGUAGUAACGAGCCAGCCAUUGACUUGAUUUCAGCAGUGAAGGAGUUACAUGGGCGUAGCUCUCAGGAGCUUAAUAGGUUACUUAGAGAAACUGAGAAUUUUACCAUUCAUUAUAUUGCUGGAAAAGGUUCAUCAAUAAAGAUUGAUGUCGAAAAACUUGCAGGCUUUCUUCCUCUGCAUCUUAUUGCUGUGGUUAUGUCUUCCGACAGAGAUGAAACCAUGUUCAAGCAUUUAUUAUCUGGCAUUCGGCUUUUGCAUUCUCUGUCUGAUCUAGCACCCCGCCAUAGUAAACUUGAGCAGAUUUUGUUAGAUGAUGUAAAAGUAUCAGAGCAGGUGCUUGAUCUGGUGUUCUAUUUGCUAAUUGUCCUGGGUGGUUACAGACAGGAACAUCAUUGUUCAAGUGCUCUUCCCCUUCUACGUUCGGCACUAACAGCAGGCAGUCUAUAUCUGCUAACUGGAUGUAUAUCCUCACAGUGGCAAAAUAUUGUUCAAGUAUUACUUGCACACCCGAAGGUUGACAUAUUUAUGGAUGUUGCUUUUGGAGCUGUUCACACAGUUAUCAGGUCUCUCCAGAGCAAGCUGUCAGCUAGCCAUACUGAUCAUUGCACGGAGCUGAAUUUGGCUGGUGAACAUGUGGUUAACUACCUUUGUCAGCAAGGCGAGGCCUCUUUGCAGUGUCUUCUUGCGAUGUGCCAGCAAAAAGUUUUUCGGGAGCGCCUUGUUAAAAAUAAGGUCUUCAAAGAGCUAUGUGGAAACGGUGGUGUCCUUUUUCUGGCACAGUCAAUCUUAAAGUUAAGCAUACCACCAAAAUUUAUAGAAUCUCCCAUUCUGGUGGCUGCUGUGUCAAGGCUGAAAGCUAAAAUACUGUCAAUUUUAUUGCAUUUGUUUGAAGCAGAAAGUGUUUCUUACCUUGAUGAGGUUGCCUCCUCAGGAAGCCUGGAUUUGGCAAAGUCUGUUGCAGCAGAGGUUCUUGAAUUACUGAAGACUGCGCUUAGUAAAAAUCCCAACCAUCUUCAGACUUCUGACAGGACCUACUCUAUGGGGCUUUUGCAACUCAAUGCUUUGCGUUUGGUUGACAUCUUGUCAGAUGAUUCAAACUUCAGAUCUUACGUUACAGUGCAUUUUACUGAAGUUCUCAGUGCUAUAUUUUCAUUAUCUCAUGGAGAUUUCUUGUCCAUGUGGUGCUCUGGGAAUCUCCCUGUCAAGGAAGAAGAUGCUACCUUGGAAUAUGAUUCCUUUGCAGCAACUGGAUGGAUUUUGGAUUUAUUUUCUUCAUCAGACCGAGCAAAUUCAUCAACUUUAGAAUUUAAUUUAACUCCCAGUAAUAUGUCACAGUCUUCCUAUGUACAUCAGAGAACAUCAUUAUUUAUUAAAAUAAUUGCAAAUCUCCAUUGUUUCGUUCCCAAUAUCUGUGAAGAGCAGGAGAGAAAUCUCUUCCUUCACAAGUUUAUAGGUUGUUUGAGAAUGGAUCCAUCGGAGGUGUUACCUAGUUUUUCAUUUACCUCCAGUGCACAGAGAGCCUCUAUUGUAUGCAGGAACCUUCGUUCGCUGUUAAGCCACGCAGAAUCUUUGAUCCCUACUUUUUUGAAUGAGGAUGAUUUGCAGCUUUUGAGGAUUUUCUUUGACCAAUUACAAUCAUUGAUUGAUUCUGCUGAAGGUGAAGGAACUCAAAUUCAAGAGAGCAAAUAUGAGGGUUCUGUUUCCUGGGAGAAGUUCUCUAAACUCAAUAUUGGCAAUCAUUAUCAGGAUGCUCAAAGUACCGGUGGGUGCUCCUCAUCUGUUCAGAGAAAAGAACCUCCAAAUCAAAAUAAUCGGAAUGCUAAUCUAAAAGAGGAAAUUUCAGAGAGUUCUGCUUUCCCAGAAGAAAACCAAAUUGGUAUUAGAAGCAACCAAAUGGAAGUAGGCAAUGAUGUCACAAAGCAAGAGAGAAGAGAAUAUAAAGAUAGAUGUGGUGCAUCUGGAGUUUCAAGAGAGAAUGAUAGAGAUGUUCAAAAUGUUGAAACUAGUGGUUCGGACACAAGCUGUACAAGAGGAAAGAAUUCUGUUGAUCGAAUUGUUAAUGGUGAGUUUCCCAAAUUGAAGGAGCAUUUUAAAGAAGGUGGGUUUGGGGGAGUUCAAGAGGAUGAAAAGGUUGAAACUGUCCAGGAUGACAAGCAACGGAGGAAAAGGAAGCGCACUAUAAUGAAUGAUGAACAGAUUAUGUUGAUGGAGAGGGCCCUUUUGGAUGAGCCUGAUAUGCAGCGCAAUACAGCUUCUAUACAAGCAUGGGCAGAUGAGUUGAGUCACCAUGGUUCAGAAGUUACAUCAUCACAGCUGCGGAACUGGCUCAAUAACCGGAAAGCCAGGCUAGCUCGUGCCAGUAAGGAUGUUCGUCCAGCUCCUGAGAUUGACAACACUUUUCCAAGUAAGCAAACUGCACGAGGGCGACAGAGCUUAAGUGAAUCACCUAGCAGUCCUGGUGAUGACAAUCUCUCAUUAAAUCCGACAAAUACAAAAGGUAUCAAUACUCGAAGCUCGUCUAGAAUGGCCCCUCAUGAAAUGUCUGAGGUAAUGACACAGUACGGGAACAACUCUGCACCAGAAUUUGUCCAGUGCAAGCCAGGUCAGUACUUUGUGCUCGUCGAUGGGCAAGGAGAAGAGAUUGCUAGAGGGAAGGUACACCAAGUGCAAGGUAAAUGGUAUGGAAGGAGCUUAGAAGAAUCAGAGACUUGCAUUGUGGAUAUCCUGGAGCUGAAGGCUGAUAGAAGAUUGGGGCUUCCUUAUCCUUCAGAGGACACAGGUACGAAUUUUGAGGAGGCCGAAAUGAAGAUUGGGGUAAUGAGAGUGAUGUGGGAUUUGAACAAAAUAUAUGUGUUACAGUCUCAAUAAUGUUCAGCUUUCGUUAGUCUGGACUGUUCUAGAAAUUUUUGUUAGCUGAAAAGUGAACUGUGAAUAUAGCCAGCCUAGUUUCAGAAAAAUUUUAGACACCAAUUAGCAAAAGGAUCAAUUUCUCUCUCUAUUCUCGUAUAAGAACUUGCAUUUGUGUCGCUAUCCCUUUCUAUGCACAUGAGAUUAUGCC
Molecule: messenger RNA, 3859 nt
Organism: Carica papaya (papaya)
Lineage: Eukaryota; Viridiplantae; Streptophyta; Magnoliopsida; Brassicales; Caricaceae
Product: sequence-specific DNA binding transcription factor ATNDX
Biological process (GO): flower development
Molecular function (GO): single-stranded DNA binding
Source: RefSeq, a predicted model, not a curated record